UUUUUUCUUCUUCCUUAAUUCGUUUUUAUUUUUAUUUUUCAUCAAUCAAAUCUCUAGUUUAAGAUUCUCGACGAUUCAUAUAAUCUUUAGUUUCUUACUUCCUCAGUUCAAAAAAAAUCUUCUCUUGGAUUUUUUUAUUUUCUUUCUCUGCUGUAUGAUCCAUCAGCUUCUCUUCCUUUCUGUAUUCAGUUUAAACUAUUUAUAAAGCUAUGGCGUUUCUGAGUGGCGGUGGUGGUUUUGAGAUCAUCAAGUCGAAAAAUCGUGAGUACCAAGGAUUAGGGUUAGGGUUUGUGAGGUUUACUCGUGGGUUAGGGAGGAAAAGGAUUCUCAUUUCUAAAUCAAAUUCUGAUCUUUUAGCUCAUCCGGCUGCAGCAAAUGAUUCUUCACCGCCGCCGCCGCCGCAAGAAUCUAACCGGUCUCUUCUUGAAUCCCUUCAUCAAGAUAUUUUGAUUCGAGUACUUUGUCAUGUGGAUCACGAGGACCUCUCUACACUGAAACGUGUAUCUAAAACAAUACGAAAAGCUGUAAUAGAAGCAAAGAAGUCGCAUUUUGAUUAUAGCACACCAAAGAAGAGACUUCCUUUUAGAGAAGCUGUAUUAAUCAUGGAGGAAGAUUCAAAUUCGAAUUCGGAUUUGAGUAAUCAGAGCGAUGAGAUUGAGCCACCCAAUGCACCAGUUCGAAGGAGGAGUAUUAAUCGGGAAUCAGAUUUGUCAAAUAUCUCUAUGGUUUUGUUUAAAUGAUGAUUGAAGAGGAGGCUCGAUCUCAGCUAAUUUGUGUGUGCAGAAGGAAAGAAAGAAAGAGACAGAACAAGAAGAAGACAUAGAAGAAGAAGAAGAGUUUGCUUUUGCUUCAAUUCUUUUCAUUGAAGCUUUUUCUUUAAUUAUUAUAUUUACUGAUCAUCAUGUGAAUAUAACUAUUAUUUGCAGACUCUUGGAAGGUUUAAUUAUAAAAUUAUUUGUGAAUAAAAAUUAUAUUUUUUUCCUA
Molecule: messenger RNA, 984 nt
Organism: Capsella rubella
Lineage: Eukaryota; Viridiplantae; Streptophyta; Magnoliopsida; Brassicales; Brassicaceae
Product: F-box protein At4g05010
Exons: 3
Coding region: 210-740 (176 amino acids)
Molecular function (GO): protein binding
Source: RefSeq, a predicted model, not a curated record